Messenger RNA from Homalodisca vitripennis (glassy-winged sharpshooter), 3384 nucleotides. Its product is annotated as dual 3',5'-cyclic-AMP and -GMP phosphodiesterase 11-like. Lineage: Eukaryota; Metazoa; Arthropoda; Insecta; Hemiptera; Cicadellidae. The coding region runs from base 16 to 3117 and encodes 1033 amino acids. Gene Ontology annotation, biological process: signal transduction. The record is from RefSeq and is a predicted model, not a curated record. Gene Ontology annotation, molecular function: 3',5'-cyclic-GMP phosphodiesterase activity; protein binding; 3',5'-cyclic-AMP phosphodiesterase activity. The transcript has 23 exons.
AAUACCUGCGACUGUAUGAAUCACGAUCAGCUGUGCGGCGUGCCAAGUCAAGGUGCUCAGUGUUACGGCAGCUGUCACCCGCGUUACACGCAUGUAACGACAGUUCAGUGGUUCGGCCGCCCCAUGAAACCCAAAAUGUGGCUGCAGCUGUUGUCCGUCUCGGACGGAGCGGAUUGUUACUGUUGUCGGUUGCACGUGCGCAGCGGGGUGGAGGAGCUGAGGAUGACGGCGGAGACCAACCCCGUGGCGCCGCCUGGCGGGGAGGCCAACUACGUCAAGACAUAUGACUCGGAGUACGCCCGCAUGGAAGCCUGGCUGGACGAACACCCGGAUUUCGUGCAGGAUUAUUUCCUGAGGAAGGCUACCCGCCAAGUAGUGGAUGCCUGGCUGGUUUGUCACUCCGCUAGCCAGCAGGGCUGUUGUGCUCCUGAUAUGGGGUCACCUGCACCUGCUGUCCCCUGCCCCACCAACCGUACUGGAUCCGGCGCCACUACCCCCGUCCGCAAGAUAUCCGCCCACGAGUUUGAGCGCGGGGGCCUGCUCAAGCCCAUUGUCAACACCAUCGACGGAACCCCCACUUUCCUCUCAGUGAGCCCCACCGGAGAGACCCACUCCGCCACCACCCCCUCUGCCACCCAGAGGCCACAACGUCGGUCUCGACAUGACCUCAAGCAUCUGGAUGAGAAGGAACUCAUCUUUGAAUUGGUGAAGGACAUAUGCAACGAGUUGGAUGUGAGGUCCUUGUGCCACAAGAUCCUGCAGAACGUGAGCACGUUACUUCAUGCCGACAGAGGGUCCUUGUUCCUAGUGCAGGGGGAGAGGACUCCUGCCACUGCCCCGCCACCACCAUCAACUAGACCCACCUCCGCACCUACUCGCAAGACCAGUAUUAGUUCACACAAUCAUAUCAGGCCUAUCGGCUGCCUGAGCAUUGAAGAACAUCCCACCAGGUCUUCCCAGGACUCCGGUUGCCCGGUCACUAUCGCCAGCUCGGUGGUGGUCGGCUCACCUGUUAUUGGCUCCACAAACACUGGCUCAAUAACGGAGCCUCUUCACACGUUCAGCACAUCGUCCACACACAUCCGACACAAUAGCUUCGGCUGCCAGUCACGCUGCCUGGUGUCCAAGCUGUUUGACGUGUGUUCUCGCUCCACCCUACAGGAGAUGGAGAAGAAAGAGGAGAUCAGGAUACCCUGGGGCACCGGUAUCGUGGGCUACGUAGCUGAGAGUGGAGAGCCUGUCAAUAUACCGGACGCUUACAAGGACGGAAGGUUUAACCAUGAUAUAGACGUAAGAACAGGAUACAAGACAAGAACACUCCUGUGUAUGCCCAUCAAAGACAUCAAUGGAGAUGUAAUCGGAGUUGCACAGGUUAUCAACAAGCAAGGUGAUUCUUGUUUUACUGCCAAUGAUGAGAAAGUGUUCUCAAGCUACCUUCAGUUCUGUGGUAUUGGGCUGCGAAACGCCCAACUGUAUGAGAAGAGCCAAUUGGAGGUGAAACGCAACCAGGUCCUGCUAGAUCUAGCUCGAAUGAUCUUCGAGGAGCAGAGCACGAUAGAACACAUGGUCUUCAGGAUACUGACGCACACCCAGUCUCUCAUCCAGUGCCAUAGAGUUCAGGUGUUGCUGUUGCAUAAGGCAUCUCAAGGCAGCAGCUUUUCACGAGUCUUCGACUUUGAAGCCACUGACCUCGAAGGGGAUGAUAGUGACGAGCGAACAAGCCCGUUUGAGAGCAGGUUUCCAAUCAACGUCGGCAUCACUGGCUACGUGGCUACUACAGGUGAGACUGUAAACAUUCCAAACGCAUACGAGGAUGAGAGGUUUGACCCUUCAGUGGACGAUGGCACAGGGUUCCGCCACAAGUCCAUUCUCUGCAUGCCCAUCAAAAACUCCUCUGGCCAGAUCAUAGGAGUUUCUAAUUUUGUUAAUUUUGUGUUACAGCUCAUAAAUAAGUUUGAUGACUUGCCGUUCACAAAAAAUGAUGAAAAUUUUGUCGAAGCUUUCGCUAUUUUUUGUGGUAUGGGAAUUCACAACACACAUAUGUACGAGAAAGCUGUAAUUGCUAUGGCCAAGCAAAGUGUCACCCUGGAUGUACUGAGUUACCAUGCUUCAGCCAACCUAGAGGAUGCACAGCGGCUUAGGUGUUUAAGAGUACCGGCUGCACAGAACUUCAGUCUUCAUGAUUUCAAGUUUGAUGACAUCCAUAUGGAUGAUGAAGACACGUUAAAAGCCUGUUUACGAAUGUUCCUAGACCUAGAUAUAGUGGAGAGGUUCCAUAUAGACUAUGAGGUGUUAUGUCGCUGGCUCCUCAGUGUGAAGAAGAAUUACCGCAACGUCACAUACCACAACUGGAGACAUGCCUUCAAUGUGGCGCAGAUGAUGUUUUCUAUCAUCACAGCUACUCAGUGGUGGAAAAUAUUUGGAGAAAUAGAGUGUAUGGCUCUCAUCAUAGCCUGUCUCUGCCACGACCUUGACCACAGAGGGACCAACAACUCAUUCCAGAUCAAAGCCUCUUCGCCCUUGGCCCAACUCUACUCCACGUCAACUAUGGAACACCACCACUUCGACCAGUGCCUUAUGAUUCUCAACAGUCAGGGCAAUCAAAUACUGGCCAACUUGUCGCCGGAUGACUACGCUCGAGUCAUCAAGGUGCUGGAAGAUGCUAUUUUGUCCACCGACCUCGCAGUGUAUUUUAGGAAACGAGGUGCUUUCCUGACGCUGAUUUCAGGAAAGUCCUACAAUUGGCUCCGGGAAGAUCACCGGGAGCUGCUGCGGGGGAUGACAAUGACAGUGUGUGAUCUGGCCGCUAUCACCAAGCCCUGGGAGAUUGAGAAGAGGGUAGCAGAACUGGUGACAAGUGAAUUCUUCGAGCAAGGAGAUAUAGAGCGUCAGACAUUAAACAUAACUCCAAUUGAUAUUAUGAACAGAGAGAAGGAGGACCAAUUGCCUUCAAUGCAAGUUCAGUUUAUAGACUCCAUCUGCCUUCCAAUUUAUGAGGCAUUUGCUGACCUGAGCGACAAGUUGCAACCAUUGUUAGAUGGAGUGUUGGACAACAAGGAGCAUUGGCAGGCCAUGGCCACACAAACCAACCAUGACAGGGAUCAGCCUGAGAGUUAACUCUUUCCUCCAUCAUAUCUCAAUAUGUUGGAAUCCUGACGAAGCCAAACUGGUGGACUGCACAUUGUUUGUCUGCUGCUUUGUUUUAGUAUUUUGUUUUUAUCAGGAAUACUUAAGUUAAUUUAAGACUAGGACAUUUAUGUUUGAAAUACAUGUUCAAAAAUUAAUGUUUUAAUGCCUAAUGUUUAGGUACAAGUGAUAUAUUGUGUACACUGGAAAAUGAGAUAUUGACAAAGAGAUGUAAAUAUAUUUAUCUUACAACCAAAA